Anopheles gambiae (African malaria mosquito) is the source of this 3073-nucleotide messenger RNA. Its product is annotated as general odorant-binding protein 45. Gene Ontology annotation, molecular function: odorant binding. The coding region runs from base 1304 to 2374 and encodes 356 amino acids. The record is from RefSeq and is a predicted model, not a curated record. Gene Ontology annotation, biological process: sensory perception of smell. The transcript has a single exon. NCBI's taxonomy places the organism in Eukaryota, Metazoa, Arthropoda, Insecta, Diptera, Culicidae.
CACAAAUAGGGGCCCUUUGCUUUGGGACAGUAAAAUUUAUACCAGUAUUGCUUUCAGCUUUUUUACCUGCUAUUAUUGUUAUUAUGAUCGUUUUACAUGCAAGAAACAAGAAACACGACGCUACAUUCCGCGUGUGCACCUGAGGGGUUUUUCAUUAGCAAUCAGAGCUGCGGUUUGCGAUAAAGUUGUUAAGUUUGGAGCUUUGGAAGGUAGGAAGAUAGGGAUAACGCUGGGAGAAGAAACACCGUAAAUGAAUGCGUUUUUGGUUUCUUUUUUACGGUUUUCAUUGUGCAAGUGUGCAAAAGAAAUGAAAACAACUGACUUUUACACGUGAAAGCGUUCGAAAAAUGUGUCACUUUUUUGACACAUUUUAACGAUUCAUUCAUGAAAGUUUGUGAUUGGACGUUGGAGAUACAACGUGAAAGUGCAAAUUUUUUGGCUAUUUGACUGGCAAAAACUUAUCUUUGGCAACUGGUUUUAGUUUAAUUUAUUGUAGCGAAGAAAAAACAGCAUCAUUGUAAACUUUUAGAUGACAACAAACCAGUUUCGAUGCAACACGACACCGCUUGGAGCAUUUAAACCAUAACAAAAUGGCAUUUUUUGCACUUCCUGUAAACACACGUCUGCGUCGAAGCGUGUUGGUUUUAUUUGUAUUAAUCAUAUAAGCCUGAUUGUUUGCAAACGCAUAAGAACGUACACCGCGAACUGUCCAGUUGGCCUAGUAACCGGAGCAGGGUUCGAUAAACGUUGCGUUCGUCUGAAAAAUAAGAAACUAAAGUGUCGGAUAGUGCCCUCGCAGUGGUGCUCCACCGUCCACUGACCUCGGUACCAAACCUGAUGGAGGAGAAGGGAGGCAAGGGAGAAGGAUGAAUUGCAACCCCUGAUUGCGUCACACCGCACGCUGCACGUGCAGUUUGGAGUCAACAUAGCCCGCGACGGCGGACCCUCUGCCGGGACACUUCGGGCUAGUGCGGCGGGAAAAUAGAUGAGCGACGGAUGCGCCACAAUCGGUGGUACAAUCCAGUGGUGUGCAGGACCGCACACUAGGGGAGGCAGACCGAGACGCAAGGGGUGCCUAUAAAAGCUCAUCCAUAUUCAUGUCGGUCGUAUCAGUUGAGCGUUGCCCGGGACCAGGACCACCCGCCACCAGCAAGCGCACGGACACUCGACCCCGACCGGCAGCGAUUUACGGGAGAGCGCGCGUACCAAUCGGGACCGAUCGCGCACAUUAGCGGUGCAUCGUAAUUGCCGUACAAUUAUUGGUAAUUUCUCAUAAUAUCUUGCACACGCCAUCGUCAGCAGUAUGCAGCGACGAAACGCCAGUGGAGGGGGGGUUGCCGUAUUGCUUACGGCGAUCAUGGCACUGCUCCCGACCGGAUGUGACGCGUCGCUCGAUGUGCCGCAUCUUACCCUGUCGAAGAGCUUCUCGCGCGCGCUGCAAGACUGCAUGGAGUACCUGCAGGUGCCGGGCUACCGGUACGCCGAGUACGCCGCAAACAGCUUUCCCGACGAUCCCGAAACCAAGUGUCUGCUCCGGUGCGUGGGUCUGAAUCUGCGCUGGUGGAACGACACCACCGGCAUGCAGACCGCCGUCAUCGAGGGCUUUUUCCAUCCCGAUCCGCUCGACGAGCUGUACGAAAACCGCACGGCGGAGUGUUUGCGUAAGGAGCUGUCGCACGCCGAUACGACCGACUGCUGCUGUUUGGCGUACGACAGCUUCCGGUGCUAUCUGCAGCACUACGGCAACUUGGUACCCUGCGCCCGGUUCUACCCGGAGGAUGAGACGAGAUUCGUGCGGGCGGCACAGGACUGUAUCGAGUUUCUGCAGAUACCGCACAAGCUGCUGAAGAGCUACAGUGCCGGCAGCUUCCCUGAUGCGCCCGAAACGCGCUGCCUGCUGCGAUGCUUCUUCCUGCGCACCGGUGUGUUCCACGUCGACACGGGCUUCGAUGUUGAGCGGUUGUAUACGCGUGACUACGAACAGCCGGACGAGCGCUAUCUGGCACAGGAAACCGAAGCCAGGCUACACAAGCUGCGCGGUUCCACCGGUGACCAGUGCACGGAGGUGUACCUUGCGUAUCGGGAUGUGCUUGGCGAGUUGGGCAGGGCGUACUAUGAAUACGAUGUGCUACAGGCGGCAGCCGCCAAGAUGACGGUGUGCGAGGUGGCCGUAGAACCACCAGCAAUGACCACCACCACUACCACUACCACCACCACUCCCACAACCACUACAGCGUGUCCUUCCACGACCGAGUUCAACUACAAGGAGCUGAACUGUCAGAACUGUGGGCGAUUGUUCAUAUCCAACAACGGUCGAGUGUCGUGCUGCAGGUGUAUGAAGUCCUCCACACCGUUCGGCAAGUUCUUCUUCUAGAAGCUCGUGUGUUUGCUUUGAGCGCUAAGUUUGGUUUAAUAAUUUAUUACUCUAUCAGUUAAUAAAAGGUUUAGUACACAUUUGAUGAAACGCCUAUCUCAUUCUAAGCUGCAUAAUUCCGGAAUGUGUUGUCCAUGACAUGAGAUGUCCAAACCGCACGCGUAAGCGCGGACUUGUUUCACAACAAUUAGAAGCCAUCCCAACACGGACAGUGGCCCGCUAGUGACCACACAGUGUUAUUUAUGUCUUGCCACUCCAAAACAAAACGUGCGCUUUUGUGCCACAUUCCUCGUAACCAAAUGCAUUCCGUGCGUAUGACGCGUGAGUGCGCGUUAUGUAAAAGAGCUUUUGGUUGCGUAUGUAAAACAAAUCAACACAAUGCAUUAAAAUGUAUUUCGUUUAUUAAAAAAACAUAAAUAUCAAAUAGACAACAUGGCUAUGGCUAUACUACCUAAAAACUACGUCCAAAGUGUUCUGCCUUGCAUGUACGGUGGAAGGAGGGAUAGGGCGAUCGUUGUGCGUAUGAUCGUGCCGGCAGUGCUGACAGAGCCGUUGCUGGCUUAUUAAUUUUGUGUGAUAUACUGACAGGUGCUGGUUUCGUACAUGGUAGUGGCAGCUCAGGAUAGACCAUCGGUUGCGGGUUUACUGUUUUCUCAAAGGGUCCUGUCCUACGUACCGCGGGAUACAACGUUUCGACAG